ACCAAACGUACUCGGUCUUCGUAAUCUCAAUAUUUAUCCAAUUGUUUUUUGAUUUUACUUUUGAUAUGGUUAAAAGAAAACAUUGUUUAAUGAUUGAGAAAAUCAAUUUUUUUCCAUAUGAUAGAAAACAGUUUCUUAUUAAGAAACUUUCAGCAUUAAAACUUUUGUACGAAUUUCAUAUUUUUGUCAUUAGGUUUUUUUUUGUUGAGUACUCGAAAUUAAUAUUUCGAUGAAAAAAAUGCGUUUUUGACAGAAAAUAAGUCAUGUCCACGUGCUCUAUAGAUAUUAUAUCUACUGUGAACGACAGAUCAGGUUAAUCGAAAACAACAGUGAAGGAAGGUCAGAACAGGAAUUUGACGAAAAUUAGCUCUGACUAUUUAGUAUGCUAUUCGAUGCAGAUUUUUGUGUUGAUUCUGAAUAUGAUAUUCGUUUUUUUUUGCUCAAGCUGAAAUUUUGAUCUCGAAAUGCAGGCAUUAAGUUUUUCCUAACUAUAUUAAGAGUAAAAUCAAAAAACAAGGAACUUGGAUAGAUAUUGAGACUAUUGAUGCUUGAUAUAUUUGGCAUAUUUCAAUAUUUAUAGGCUUUUCUCAUUUUUUUUAAAUCUAACUUUCUUAAGUUUCACUACACAAACAUCGUCUGAAAAUGUUAAAAACAAUAUUUCUUAGGUAACUCGAAAAACUCCAUCCAACUAUGACAAAAAGAAUAUUGCUUAAAUUUUGAAUUGCCGUCAUCUUAUACACCAUUAAAAUAAUAACAAAAUAGUUUUCUUUUAUAUAGAAUGGAUCUAUCAUUGGGGAAAUAAUUAUUCUAAAACAUAUGAAAGUACUAGUCCAAUGUGGUGUAAAGAAAAACAUUGGGAUUUAAUACUAUAUCCAGCUGAACCAGCAUGGGAACAACAUGAAACAAUAAACAGAACUUUUCAAGCGUUGAAACGAUGGGAUGAUUCAAGUGAUACAUGUCUUGUUUCACUUUUAUCAACAAAUAUACAACCAUUUCUUUGUGAGAUCGUCGGUGAAUAA
Molecule: messenger RNA, 1019 nt
Organism: Rotaria sordida
Lineage: Eukaryota; Metazoa; Rotifera; Eurotatoria; Philodinida; Philodinidae
Source: the annotation of a GenBank genome assembly